UGAUGUUGUGAAGUUGUAAAGUUUGAAUUUGUAAAAAAUAUACAUGGACCAUGGACAAAUCAAAUGUAAAUACUCCAAAUCCAAACUCGAAAACACCUUUUCGAACACUUGGACUGAGGCGUUCUGCUGUAAAGCAAGUUAAGGCAGAUGUGUCGGAAUCUGCUUGUUUAAAUGAUUUAAACGAAGUCGACGAUGAAUAUCUUCAAACUCCGCUGCAAAUGCGUCCAAUAAAAGGAACAUGUUCUGUCGGAGAUAGCGAUUCCGAUGAAAUGGAUAGGGCCACCGUUUCCACUCCAGCAAUAUCCGUUGAUAAGCAAUCUAGAUUGAAAAGAACUAGACUGUCGUUGAGUCAAAGCUGGAAAACUAAAGUUAUAAGUAAACCGAUGCGAAACUUUAAACGCCGCAAACUGUUAGAUGAGAUUGAAUCCAGUUCAAGCUCGAACUCUUUCACUCUGCCUGCUGACCACAUUGACUCCACGGCUGAUGAUGGAGCUAAAAAUAGGACAAAUAUUUCAGCAAUGUCACAAAAAAUAGCAGAUCUGGAAUCGAAUAUAAAGAUAUGGAAGAAGUGCUGUGCACAAGCUCUUAAGGAUCUUCUGGAAAAAAGUAGCUAUAAUACUAUGGAAUCGCUGCAGGACGUUUUGGGAAUACCGCAUAAUUUAAUAUAUUACGAUGACUCUGAACAGACAAUUGAUCCUGAUUAAAACGUUAUUGAAUAAUUUUAAUAUGAUAAGGAGUAUAAAAGUUUACCGCUUCUUACGUUUGUAUCAUUGGCAGUGUAAAAUAGGUGAGUUAUCUCGAAUAACAUAUACAUAAUUACGAAAUACUAUAUGGUAUAUGUAAAGACUUUCAUUUUUGAAGGAAUUUGACAAAUUUUGGUAAAUGCACCAAAUUAAUAAUUAAAUUAUAAAAUAAUUAAGAAAAAAUUGUUUAAACCUUAAAAAUAUUUUACUGACGAAUAUUUUUAUGAUUGUGUUUUGUCCAUUCCAAAGCUUGAAAAUUUAAACCAACUACAAGGUAUACAGCCCUAAGGGUUGUGCGAAACGGUGUCGUAGGAUUAUACCAGAUCAUUAUAGAUCAAAGACUAAUGUAAACUGCAUUUCUGACAUAUGUAUGUUAACAAGAAUUUGUGAGUGCCAUUGUUUAAGUGAAUGUUUAAAAGAGAAGAGCGAAAUAUUCAGAUUCAAUUCUUCAUUGUAUGCAAUGGUGGCUUUGAAAAUACGUGGACGGGGGAUUAUAAGUACAACGCCUGCAACCAUUGAGACAUAGAGAUUUCUUAAAUCAUUUGUGUACAUCAUAAACCGGGGUGCGCUGCUGAAAAGUAAUGGGUAAAAAGAUAGGACAAGAAAUGCUCAAGAAAUCGUUUUCUUUACGAUUUCUUAAGCAGUACGCACCUCAUAAGAAAUAUUAUUUCACGUCCAGAUAGCGCCGUUUUACACGCAAGUGUAUUAAAACGUCACUUUUCUGGACGGAAUAUUAAUAUCCGGCGCAAUUAUUACCACAAGAAAAAAUGACAGGUGGUUGCUUGUAUUGGAGUUGUCAAAAUUUCUUCAGUAAAUAGCAAGAUUUAUUCUUGAGCUGUUUUCUUUUCAGCAGCGUACCCUGUUUAAAGCUUGAAAUAGUAAUAAAUGAC
Messenger RNA from Sabethes cyaneus, 1633 nucleotides. RefSeq lists its product as uncharacterized. The transcript has 2 exons. The record is from RefSeq and is a predicted model, not a curated record. NCBI's taxonomy places the organism in Eukaryota, Metazoa, Arthropoda, Insecta, Diptera, Culicidae. Bases 51 to 704 code for a protein of 217 amino acids.